UUUAAAUAAUUUUCACCUUAUUUUGGCCGAGGUCAAACCAAACAUUCUUCUGUGUCUUCAGUAUGCUCCUCUUCCUUUGAAUUCCUGGAUGCGAUUUUAGAAGAGAUUCCUUCACGGUAUCUUCAGGAGUACUUCUUUCCGAUCCUUGCUCCAUUUCUCCAGAAAUUUGUAAUCCUUCUGGAAAAUUAUUGAUGGAACCCGGUGGAGCAACUACAACAUCCACUACAGAGGAUGCAGCAAGAGAUUCUGUACAUAAAGACUUCUUAUUAAGUGUAGAGUUAGGAUCGUUUAAGCUCGAAAGAUUACUCUUGCUAUCUUCAUGACUGCUCUCACUGAUACAUGUAUUCACCAUAUCUUCGUUAUUCUGACCGCUAAGAGGUAUUAGAGGUUUAAUCUCUUCAUACAUCUUAGAGAUGUAUGAAUUAACAAGUGUGUUAAUCGCAGUUAUAUUUUCGACAUCAGAGGGCUUGAAGCCUUUGAAGUCUUUAAUAUCAACAGUCUUCUUGCUAAGAGCCUUUAUUUUAUCACGUUUUUCGUUAGUCCAACUCUGAGCAAUUUUUCUCCUUCGAAAAGACAUCCUAAUGUUUCUAUUAUUAGUCCCCUUGCUGAAGGACAUCACUAGGAAUGAGAGGAUCAGGAGCAUGAAGAAGAAGUACUUCAGAUUUGCCAUAUUGAAGAUAGAAAUUCCUAAUUCUGCAUCCUCAGUGAUAAAAUCGGUGAAAGUAUUGUCAGACAUUUUUUAA
This is a messenger RNA of Moneuplotes crassus, 743 nucleotides long. The record is from the annotation of a GenBank genome assembly. Lineage: Eukaryota; Ciliophora; Spirotrichea; Euplotida; Euplotidae.